Mytilus californianus (California mussel) is the source of this 1222-nucleotide messenger RNA. RefSeq lists its product as uncharacterized. Bases 49 to 1035 code for a protein of 328 amino acids. Lineage: Eukaryota; Metazoa; Mollusca; Bivalvia; Mytilida; Mytilidae. Gene Ontology annotation, cellular component: external side of plasma membrane. The record is from RefSeq and is a predicted model, not a curated record. The transcript is spliced from 4 exons. Gene Ontology annotation, biological process: negative regulation of T cell proliferation; immune response; cell surface receptor signaling pathway.
AUAAAAGUCGACUUAACAUGAUAAUUAUAUUUACACAAAGAAUCUAUAAUGGUUCCUUACUUCCAAGAUUUAUCAUUACUGCUGAAAAUAGUGUGGAUCUGUGCCGCUGAAAGUCAAGGCACGGACAAAAUAUUGACGAAACAUAUCAUGUGUGGUGAAACUGCAGUGCUGCCUUGUCAAAAUAUACCAGGAAACAACGUCAUCCAAUGGCUUCGUCUAAACCCCAGUAAAAAUGUGACAGAAAACACAUACACAGACGGACAGACCGUAAACACUGAUUUACCUUUCCAUAGAAGAAUUAGUAUUAACAUUUCUCCCGAGGACAAAUACGACUUAAAUAUUAUAAAUGUUUCUAAGGAGGAUGAAGGAACAUACAGAUGUGCGUUUAUACAAGGUGACAGAGUAAAAUCACAAGAUGUUCGUUUGUUUGUUCAAGAACAAGAUGAUAACCUACAAGUGAAGUUAGGGAUAUGUGGAAAUUCGACCUGUUCAUACAUAGUGCCAGCAAAGUCCCAAUUAAGUUUUUCUAUCACAGCACUAUUUGGAUUAUCUGGCACAAUUGGCGGUUGUCUGAUUUUGAUUGCAGCAUCUGUUGCACUGCGCAUCCUGUUUAGGAGAUGUGAAGCUACCCCAAGAGACACGGGUCUGACCAUUGCAAGUGCAGAUGCCUUCUGGAGUUCGCCGACAUUGCAAUCUGACACUUAUGUUUUCGAUAAUGAUUUAACAAUACAAAUACGCCAGGAAAAUGUACAAAAUAUGGGAAAUGAACUUUUACACAAUAUCCAAACAAAUAUGACCAACAUAACUAAAAACGGGGCAACAAGUAGAGACCAGUUAGAACAUAGUUCUAAUCAGAAUCUUUCAGAUGAUAUGAACACCAUGAGCAACCGUUAUGAAGAAAACCAUGAUCAAAGAUUACAAAGUGACAAUCCGCAUGUUUAUGAUGAAUGUGGAGUAGUAAUUUCAUCCACGGCGAAUAAUACAUACCAAUCUUUGACGAGGAACUGGAAAGAUACUCCCCAUCUUUACCAGUGAUGCGCACUUGGAGUUAACUAGUUUACAUUUGAUGUUUUGUUCAUUAUAUUUGUGACAAUUAUUUUAAUAAUGCCCGUGAUGUAAAUAAGAUAACAUUUUGCAAGAAUCAUGUUUCCGUGAAAUUUUUUUAUAAUUAUGUAAAUGAAUUGGUUUCUUGGUAAUAAAUUAAAAAGACAUAUUAAGCAAC